Molecule: messenger RNA, 912 nt
Organism: Trichosporon asahii var. asahii CBS 2479
Lineage: Eukaryota; Fungi; Basidiomycota; Tremellomycetes; Trichosporonales; Trichosporonaceae
Exons: 5
Coding region: 1-912 (303 amino acids)
Biological process (GO): mRNA 3'-end processing
Cellular component (GO): mRNA cleavage and polyadenylation specificity factor complex
Molecular function (GO): mRNA binding
Source: RefSeq, a predicted model, not a curated record
AUGCCGCCCCCCGCCACCCAGGUGUCGCGCACUGUCUUCGUCGCUAACAUCCCCUACGAUGUGUCCGAGGAGCAGAUCGCCAGCGUUUUCUCCGAAGUCGGUCCCGUAGCUAACGUCGAACAGGAAAGAGCAAGGGGUACGCCUUUGUUCAGUUCUAUGGCGACGGCGCACAGCGCGGUGCGGAAUCUGCAGGAUGUGCCGAUCAACGGACGACCGGUGCGCAUCGAGCUCUCGACGGACGACGGGGGAAGGCGGAGAGGCCCCCCUCCCCGUGGCGGAGCCGGUGGAUUUAACAGGGACAUGUCUCCUUCAGUGGGUGGAGUGGACAUGUCUGCGCUUCCGGCGGGAAGAGAACCUCCGCCGGGCCAGAAGGCGACGGAUGCGAUCAGCAAGACGCUGGCCGAGGUGAACCCGGGCGAGAUGCAGCGUGUCAUGGCCGACAUGAAGGCGCUGGUGACCGCUCAGCCGGAACAGGCCCGUCAAUUACUCGCCGACCGGCCCCAGCUCGCCUACGCCCUCUUCCAGGCCAUGCUGCUGCUCAACAUUGUCGACCCCUCCGUGCUGCAGCGCAUCCAGCCCCUCCCCGGACAGAACCCCGGCAACCCCACCGCUCCCGCUUGGGGUGGCGCGCCGCCCGCUGGCGGAUACCCUCCCUUCCCCGCUUCCGGCGCUGCUCCCCCUGCCCCUGCUCCCGCGGCUCCGGCGGCAGGAGGUACAACCGCCCUCCCCCGCCCCAAAACUAUCCCCCGCAACAGGGAUACGGCGGCGCCUCAGGUGGAUAUGGCGGCGAUAGCUAACGAGCAGCAAAUGCUCGUGCAGGUCCUGCAACUCACGCAGGAGCAGAUCAACGCGCUCGACCCCGCGCAGCAGGCGAGCGUCAAGCAGCUUCAGUUCCUCGGCGCGUCUGCGUAA